Molecule: messenger RNA, 1365 nt
Organism: Fraxinus pennsylvanica
Lineage: Eukaryota; Viridiplantae; Streptophyta; Magnoliopsida; Lamiales; Oleaceae
Source: the annotation of a GenBank genome assembly
AUGAAGAUUCAAGGGAAUAGAUACUCAAAUUGGAGAUGGGAUUCAGAUAGGUACUGGGUUAAGAUUUUGGGCAAUGUUAAAAUUGGAGAAAAUGCAAAAAUUGGAGCAGGAUUAGUUGUUUUGGAGGAAAUUCCAGCAUGUGCAACAUCAAUUGAAAAUCCUGAAAGUGUAACUAUUAGAUUUCCUUCUCAGAAUGAGAGGUUUCUGUGGUUAAGAUUUGGCGGUUGGGGUGUUAUUGAGAGUAGAAAAAAAGUUGAUUAUUUGAGUGAAAAUAAUGGUGGGUGUGACGUGUUUGAAGGUGAUUGGGUGUGGGAUGAUAGUUAUCCUUUAUAUCAGUCUAAAAAUUGUAGUUUCUUGGAUGAAGGAUUCAAAUGUUCUGAAAAUGGGAGACCUGAUUUUUUCUACACCAAGUGGAGGUGGCAGCCCAAAGGUUGCAAUUUACCCAGAUUUGAUGCGAAGAUUAUGCUAAAAAAUCUGCGAAAUAAACGUCUAGUGUUUGUCGGAGACUCAAUUGGGAGAAACCAAUGGGAGUCCCUUCUCUGCAUGCUGUCUUCUGCUAUUUCCAACAAGGACUCAAUCUACGAAGUAAAUGGAAACCCGAUUACAAAGCAUAAAGGAUUCUUGGUAUACAAGUUUAUGGAAUAUAAUUGUACCGUGGAGUACUACAGGGCUCCAUUUCUUGUAUUGCAGAGACGGCCUCCUGCCAACGUUCCAUCCAAGAUUAAAACAACUCUAAAACUAGAUCAAAUGGAUUGGACUUCUACAAAAUGGAAAGAUGCCGAUGUGCUCGUUUUCAACACGGGACAUUGGUGGAAUUAUGAGAAGACCAUAAGAGGGGGUUGUUACUUCCAAGAAGGAUCCGAGGUGAAGAUGGACAUGAGAGUUGAGAGUGCAUACCGGAAGUCCUUAGAAACAGUGGUAGAAUGGAUACAUAGUGAAGUGAAUACCACCAAGACACAGGUCUUCUUUCGGACAUAUGCUCCCGUACAUUUCAGGGGUGGAGAUUGGAGAUCCGGAGGAACCUGUCACUUGGAGACGCUUCCAGAGCUUGGUUCUUCAUUAGUGCCAUCACACACUUGGGUUCAAUAUAGCAUAUUUGCCGAUGUAAUGUCAAGUCACUGGAACGAAUUAGAUUUGAGAACACUAAAUGUAACUCAUAUGUCAGCAAGAAGAAAAGACGGGCAUUCUUCUUUAUAUUACUUGGGUCCAAACGUUGGUCCUGCCCCCCUUCAUAGACAGGAUUGCAGCCACUGGUGUCUGCCUGGAGUCCCAGAUGCAUGGAACGAGCUGCUCUAUGCCCUCCUGCUAAAGCAUGACUCCAAGAAAAAUACGAAUUCGUCAACAGUUCAUGCAGUGGCAGUAUGA